AUGGCAAGAUCCACCAAAUUAACAAAUGCAUCCGUCCGAAUUACCGAAUUAUCAAUUCGUUUAUGGACUCAAAAUUACAAAGAAACGCUUGAGCUGUGGAUAUCCGAACAGAUAAAGUUCCCAAGCUGGAUUCUCAAGGACUUGAAAGAUGAUUUUAGAUGCGCACGACCAUCGGAACGUCGAACAUGGUUUGUUUCGAUGGCAAGGGUCGUAUUCGAAAAUAUAAUUCUCCCUAAGAAAUUCUUCAGGAACUUCAAACAGGCUCAAAUAUUAGAAGAUGAAGGCUCUCAUGAUAAAAAAUACUUGAUGCCGAAGUUACCAUGA
This is a messenger RNA of Funneliformis mosseae, 324 nucleotides long. NCBI's taxonomy places the organism in Eukaryota, Fungi, Glomeromycota, Glomeromycetes, Glomerales, Glomeraceae. The record is from the annotation of a GenBank genome assembly.